UACUAUUUAGGUGGCCGGAUAUCAGCAAAGGGACCAGAAUCAACCUAGAUCUGUUUCUUGAAAUGGUAGAACUGUGCAUCAACAGCAGUUACUUCCGUUUUAGAGACAAGAUUUACCAGCAGACGUUUGGGACGGCUAUGGGCAGCCCCCUAUCACCCAUACUGGCAGAUUACGUCAUGGAAGAUCUGCUCGAAUCAGUCACCAGAAAGCUGCAAUCCACGAUACUGGUCCUGAAGAAAUAUGUGGACGAUCUUUUCCUGGUUCUACCACGAUCAGAGGUUCAAAGAACACUGGACACAUUCAAUGCAUACAACCCACACAUCCAAUUCACUAUCGAGAUGGAAAAGGAUGGCAAACUGCCGUUUCUCGAUACACUAGCAAUCCGCUCCGAUCAUCAGCCCAUCAAGACUCAAUGGUAUUCAAAACCCAUUUCAUCUGGCAGACUCCUGAAUUACCACUCGUUCCACCCGAUGUCAAUGAAGUUGAAUGUGGUAGCCAAUUUCAUCGAACGAGUGAUGCGACUCACCACCGACGAUUCCACCGAGCAACAAAAACAAAAAAUCUUCCAGCUCCUGAGGCUGAACAACUACCCGUCGUCCCUCAUAAACCGAUUAAUCAACCGCAUCCACAACAACACCGCUCAUUCAGCCAACACCGUCCCAUCUAGUGUCAAUGACGAAACGAUUUCCGAUCUUGCGCCACCGCGCACUCAACACCGAACGUCAAUCCUACCACCCACAUCUGUACCACCGAAUUCGCCACCACCUCGCCAUAACACCGCUGCCGCCCCACCAACACCACUUCCACCAUGCCCGCCAACGUCAACAACAGCCCCAAACAUCCUGAUAAACGAUAUUCCAGCACAUCAUCAAACAACCAUCACCUCCGAAGAAGACGAUCAUCAUCAAACCAAUCUAGUCACAUACAGAUCGAUGCCGCACAUCCCCAUGCUCACUAGGACCAUCUCGAACAUCCUGAAAAAAGAGUACAAAAACAUAAGAAUAGCCACACGCAACAUAAAAACAACUAAAUCGCUGCUCAAACCCGUUAAGGACCCAAUACCCCCACACGAUCAAAAUAAUGUAAUUUAUAGCAUUCCAUGCAACGAUUGCAACAAUGUUUACAUCGGAAUGACUACGAAUCAUCUGAAAAAACGAAUAAGUGGUCACAGAUCCGAUAUAAACAGACUUGCCAAUCAACCCUCAGACACCACAGAAGCAAAGACAGCCCUAACCCAACACAUAACCACAGAAAAACACACAUUCAAUCUAGAUGGAACUAAAAUCAUAGAUCGCACUUUACGAUCAACUGCCCUUCCCAUGUUAGAGAUGUGUCACAUCCAAAACACUCCUAACACAGUCAACUACCGAACAGACGUAGAUGGGCUCAACACAACCUAUGUCGGUAUACUCCAUACUAUCAAAACAAACGAUUCCCGUAGGAAGCAAAGAAACGAUAAUGACAACACUACCACAUACAGUUUAGGAUUAGACCAAAUCGACCAGUCGACAUUGUCGUAAAGCUUUUAGCUAUCCAUCCCGCCAUCUUCAAAUUCACCGUUGACCAUUGCUCAGUCUAUCGUCUAGUGUAGUGCAUGUCGUUGAUAAUUACCGUAGUGUCCCAGUGUCCCAAAAUUGUAGAACUAAUGUACAAAAUUGUAAGUCCAAUUCCAUAAGAGCUAUUUCUAUAUGUUAAAAUGAAUGUAAUUGAUAGGUAUACGAGAAGCUCCCUCCUAAAAACCCGGCAACACUUUAUGUA
Aedes albopictus (Asian tiger mosquito) is the source of this 1758-nucleotide messenger RNA. RefSeq lists its product as uncharacterized. The transcript has a single exon. The coding region runs from base 63 to 1520 and encodes 485 amino acids. The record is from RefSeq and is a predicted model, not a curated record. Lineage: Eukaryota; Metazoa; Arthropoda; Insecta; Diptera; Culicidae.